AUGGACUCCCAGUAUCUCACUGCGUUGGAGGAAACGCUCCAGCAAACGCUUUCGCCUGCCACCGUAAAAUCGGCUGGUUCCAAAUUGGCCAAGGAUUUCUACCCUUCGCCUCAGGCUAUUCCUGCUCUUGUUCACAUCUUGCAGCACAACACUCAAGACCAAAUCAAGCAACUUGCCGCUGUCGAGGCUAGAAAGCUUAUUUUGAGCAAUUGGGCUACCUUGGCUGACAAUGACAAGGCUCAAAUUCGUCAAUCUUUGUUGCAAAUUACAUUCACUGAAUCAUCCAAAUUGGUCAGACAUUCCUCUGCCCGUGUUGUAGCUGCCAUUGGUGAGUUCGACUUGGAGAACGAUGCUUGGCCAGAGUUGUUGCCAUCGCUUGUUGUUGCCGCAAGAGAUGCUAACGCUCAAAACAAGGAGAUGGGUGUGUUCUGUUUGAGCUCUCUCUUGGAGACCGACUCUCCAGCCUUGAUCCCUCACCAAAAUGACUUCGUCACUUUGUUCUCAACCUUGUUGACCGAAAACGGUUCUUUGGACGUUCGUUUAAAUGCUGUGCAAUCCAUGGAUCUUCUUGCUCACUACAUCGAGGAGAGCGACCCAAUUGACGAGGUUUCUGCUGCCAAGUUCAAGGGUUCGAUCCCAUCGUUUGUGGCCGUCUUGGAGGACGCCAUUCAAAAUGAAGGUGCCUCUGUGGUGAAGCCAAUCUUCAACACCAUGAACAACUUGAUUUACAUGAAGAACUCAAUGGUCGGUGACCAGCUCACAUUCUUGAUCAAUGUCAUGAUCAAGCUUUCUUCAAACACCGAGUUGGAUGAGGACAUCAGAUGCAUGGCUUUGUCCUUCUUGAUCAAUGCUGUUUCUGCUCGUAAAUCGAAGAUUUCUAGCAACAACCUCGGACCUCAACUUACCGCUUUGGCUACCACCAUUGCCAGUGAAGAGGUUGAUGUCGAUGAAGAGUUGAACAACGAAGACGAAGAGAACAUUAACGAAGAGAACACCCCAUCUACCAUUGCUUUGAGAUUGCUUAGUGCUUUGGCUGGUGAGUUGCCUCCAUCCCAGGUCAUUGUGCCAUUCCUUGAGAACUUGGACUCUAUGGUCCGUUCUCCAAACCCAUUCGCUAGAAGAGCUGGUCUUUUGUGUAUCGGUGUCGCUGCCACUGGAGCCCCAGACCAUUUCUCUCACCAACUCAACAAGAUUUUCCCUGUAUUAAUCACAUGUUUGCAAGACCAAGAGAUCAUUGUUCAAGUUGCUGCUGUGAGAUGUGUCUCUUCUUUGGCCACCGAAUUGCAACACCACAUUGCCGAGCAACACGAGCAACUUUUGCCCCUCAUCAUGAACAUCAUCGAUUCAGCUGCACAUGUCAUGAGCUACAAGUACGCUUGUUACGCCUUGGAUGGCAUCAUCGAGUUUAUGUCCUUCGAGGCCAUCGCUAAGUACAUCGAGCCAUUGAUGCAAAAGUUGUUCACUAUGUUGGAGUCUGCAAACUCUUCUUCUUUGAAGACUGCUAUUGUGUCCGCUAUUGGCUCUACUGCCUUUGCUGGUGGAAAGUCUUUCACUCCUUUCUUUGAGCAGACCAUUCACGUUUUGGAGCCAUUUGUCACUAACGCUGCUGAGACUGAGGGUAUGAGCCAAGAUGACAUUGAAUUGAGAGCUUGUGCUUUUGAGAACAUUUCCACUUUGGCAAGAGCUGUUGGUUCUCAGACUUUCUCUUCUUAUGCGCCACCUUUAGUUGAGGCCGCUUACCACACUCUCUCUGCCGAAAAUGCUCGUGUUAGAGAGUCCGGUUACGCCUUCAUCUCCAACAUGGCCAAGGUUUACGGUAAGGAGUUUGCCGGCUUCUUGGAAAAACUCGUGCCUUUGUUCUUGAAGUGUUUGGAACAAGAUGAGUUCGAUUUCAAGGCUGAUGACGAAGAUGAGGAGGGUGAAGAAGAAGAGGGCCAGGACAUCCAGGAUCAAAUCAAAAUUAACACUGGUGUCACCAAUGAAAAGGAGAUUGCUUGUGUUGCUUUGGCUGAGUUGGCCUUGGGAACUGGUGCUGCCUUUGCUCCAUAUGUCGAGCCAUGCUUCAAGGCUUUGGCUGAACAAGUUGAGGUUUCUUUCACCAUCAGAGAGGCUGCUUUGAUCGCCGUCUGGAAGAUUGCUCGUGCCAUGUUCGAUGCUACUUAUGGCCCAGACUUUAAGGCUCCAAAGGGUGUUCCACAACAAUCUUACGUUGACCCUAACGUCAUGCAAUUAAUUGAACAAGCCAGAGAUCUUUCCUUGCUCAUCUUGGAAGAAGACUACGACUUCACCUUGGUCAACUGUGACUUGGAAUCCAUCUAUGAGGCCAUCAAUUCCAUGGGUCCUGCUGCUAUUGUCACUGACGCAUCGAACACCAAGGCUCUUGAGACUUUGUGCGUUCAAUUGAUGGCUAUCUUGAAGAACGAGCAUGCCUCUCAAGUUGAUGACGAGACCCCAUACGAGACCGAGGAGACUUCCGAGUCCGACGCUAUGUUGUUUGAGUCUGCUUUGGAGGUUUUGAUCUCUUUGGCCAUCCAAUUGGGCCCAGACUUCAACAGCAUCUUCCCACCUUUCAAGGACAUCUUGUACGAGUCCAUUACCUCUAAGACUAAGAACAAGAGAGUUGGAACUGUUGGUGGUUUGGCUGAGAUUUGUGCUGGUUUGAAAGAAAACAACCCAUACGCUCAGGAGUUUUUGGACUUGUUCUACGACAGAUUAGCCAACGACAAGUCUUUGGAGGUCAAGGGCAAUGCUGCUUAUGGUGUUGGUAUCGUCAUUGAAAACAGCACCGCCGACUACUCUGCUAAGUAUCAACCUAUCUUGGAGAUGUUGUUCCACUUGAUGAGCAAGAACGACGAACAAAGCAAGAUUGAUGACAUCGAGUCUAAGGAUGUCGUUGACAGAUGUAACGCCAAUGCUUGUGGUUGUGUAGCUAGAAUGGCCUUGAAGAACGAAGCUGCAAUUCCAGCUGUGCAUGUUGUCCCAGCUUUGCUCAACCACUUGCCAGUUGAGUCCGCACCUGAGGAAAACCUUCCUAUCUUGACUUGGAUCGUCCAAUUGUACGGAAGCGGCAAUGAGGUCAUCGUUCAACAAAGUGAGCGUGUCAUCCAAAUUUUGGCUGAAGUUUUCACCAAGGAGGCUGAGAGAAUGAAGUUGGUGGCCGAGAGCACAUUGGGUAGAGAGGACGUUGACAAGCUUAAGCAAUUCCCUAGUGAUUCCUUGAAGGAGCAAGUUGUUGGAUUGGUUAAGUUCUUGAGCGAAAAGUACCCCAGCGCUGUCUCUUCCCACGAGAUUUUGAAGUCCGUCAUUGCCUAA
Australozyma saopauloensis is the source of this 3312-nucleotide messenger RNA. RefSeq lists its product as uncharacterized. Gene Ontology annotation, cellular component: nucleus; cytoplasm. Gene Ontology annotation, biological process: protein import into nucleus. NCBI's taxonomy places the organism in Eukaryota, Fungi, Ascomycota, Pichiomycetes, Serinales, Metschnikowiaceae. The record is from RefSeq and is a predicted model, not a curated record. Gene Ontology annotation, molecular function: small GTPase binding; nuclear import signal receptor activity. The transcript has a single exon. The coding region runs from base 1 to 3312 and encodes 1103 amino acids.